AUGGAUUCAAUAUUCGAUUAUUUUAAUCAACAAUUACAAAUGAGUCAAUUCAUAGCAAUCGCGUAUAAAAACUUUAUUGACAGUGAUCCGUCGACACCUACACAAACUAAAAUAGACGAGCAUAUAGGUUACCUUAAACAUAAGUGGAAUAGGUUUACUUCAAUGAACGACACUAUUCUAUUGGCAGUCAAUAAACUCGGAAAUGAGGAUAAAAAAUUAGCGCUAUCUCAUUCUUACUUCGUUGAUCAAUUAUUCUCAACUACACGUACGUGUUACCUAGCAGCUGUUGAACAGAUCAAGUCGAGUCUUUAUGUAAAUGAACCUGUUGUGGUAGAAUCGAAUCUUAGGGAAGAGGAAUCAGUUGUCGCAAGGUCUAGUUCUCAUAUAAAUGAACCAAUAGCAACAAGGGAUAGUGUAAUUACAGAACAACCAGUUUUAACUAAUUCUUUGUCUGUUCAAUCUUUGUCUAAUGAGAUUCCUUCGACAAGCGGUUAUCCAUAUUCAAGGCUUCCGCGUAUUAAAAUUCCUACCUUUGAUGGUAAUCCGGCAAAAUGGUUAGAAUAUCGAGAUUUGUUUGCUUCUAUGGUUGUAUCUACAUCCUUAAAUCCCGUUGAAAAGUUACAAUAUUUAAAAACUAGUUUAACCGGUACAGCAUCUCAAUUAAUUCAAAAUACGGCAUUAACUACAGAGAAUUUUUCAAAGACAUGGGAAUCGUUAGUAUCGUUUUAUGAUAAUAAUCGACUUCAGAUCAACACAGCAUUAGAUUCCUUAUUCAAUCUAAAGCCUAUAACAAAAGAAUCUUCUGUCGAAUUAGAACUAUUGUAUACCACUGUGCUGCAAAUUCAUAGCACUUUGGAAACUUUGCAACAGCCAGUUGAAACGUGGGAUGUCAUUUUUGUUCAGUUGACGGUACUAAAGUUGGAUUCAGAAUCAAUAAAAGCAUGGGAAAAUACAUUAGGGAAUCAUAAGGUAUCAAUUUGCAAAGUAGAAAAACGUUGCAAGAAAUGUGGUCAAAAGCAUCACACAACGGUACAUAUCCCAGAACUUUCUUCGAAUACGAUAGAUCCAUUAGAUGAAAAAUCAGAGUCUCAAUUAUCAUCCAGUACUA
Molecule: messenger RNA, 1108 nt
Organism: Temnothorax curvispinosus
Lineage: Eukaryota; Metazoa; Arthropoda; Insecta; Hymenoptera; Formicidae
Exons: 2
Source: RefSeq, a predicted model, not a curated record